Messenger RNA from Aphanomyces invadans, 408 nucleotides. RefSeq lists its product as hypothetical. The transcript is spliced from 2 exons. Lineage: Eukaryota; Oomycota; Saprolegniomycetes; Saprolegniales; Verrucalvaceae. Bases 1 to 408 code for a protein of 135 amino acids. The record is from RefSeq and is a predicted model, not a curated record.
AUGUAUUGCAGCUCAUUGGCAUAUGCGAUCAUUGCACCGUUCACAGGCCAAGUGACGGAUCGCAUCGAAGGUCGUAUUGGCUUGCUCGUUGCAUAUGUGAUGUCUGGCUUGUGCAACUUAACGCUGGGCAUGCUGUUUGUCACCAACACGUUCACCCAUGUAAGCGUGAUGGCUCUGAACGUUCUGAAAGUGCUCAGCCAAGGCUUUGGCGCGAGUGAGUGCCGUCGUGAAGAUCAAUGCGCCGAGAUCUUGCCAGGUGUGUUUAACAUUCUCGUCUCAAGCGGGUACUACUUGGCAUUCGGGUCUGGCUACUCGAUCAUUGAGGGGUUCGAGUGGCCGUUCCUGUUUUUCAUCCCGACUGCGCGCCUCGCCGUGACGACAGUUAUGUAUUGUGACCAUGCUGUUUAA